UCAAUCAUUGAGGUCUGGGGUAACCGUCUAUAUAAGCGUGGGGUUUUAAUGAACUUGCAUCAUUCUGUCUACCAACAGACGAACGAAGGAAUAUCCUACAAGACGCUGAAGUAAAGACUUUACAAGAUGACCUCUAGACUUAUCUUUACGCUGCUUUUGGUUGGUUUUGCUUGUCUGUGCUCUGGCGCUGAUAUCCGUAAGAUGCUGGAAGAGCUUCUUAGUGGAGACGCAACAAAGAAUGACAGACCUCUACCUCCAGGCCUACCCAGACCUCCUGCAAGUUUCCGAAGACCACCCAUGCCUCCAGCAAACAAGUGCGUUAUGGACGAGAAGACGUACGAAUUCGGUGAGAGAUGGGUUGAUAAACGAUGCACUGCUCGAUGCAGAUGCCGUAGGUAUGGAGUAGCAUGCGUUUCUCUAUGUCCACCUUCAUGGGUCAAGUGUGMCCCUGGCGAAGUAGAAUCGACAGAACAAGUACCUGCCGACAGAGAGGGUAGAUGCUUCUGCAGAAUGCCUGUUUGUGUGAAGAAAGUUGAAGACGAGUCAAAGAAUGAGAACCCCCCUGCAAACAAGUGCGUUAUGGAUGGGAAGAAGUACGAAAACGGUGAGAGAUGGGUUGAUGAAAGAUGCACUGCUCGAUGCAGUUGCCUUAAUGGAGCAGUGGGAUGCGUUGACCUCUGUCCACCCGUCUACGUCAAGUGUGGUCCUGGUGAAGUAAAAUCAACAAAACAAGUACCUGCCGAUAAAGAGGGAAGAUGCUUCUGCAGAGUACCUGUUUGUGUAAAGAAAGUAGAAGACGAGUCAAAGAAUGAGAACCCCCCUGCAAGUUUCCAAAGACAAUCCAUUUCUUUACCAAACAAGUGCGUUAUGGAUGGGAAGACGUACGAAAACGGUGAGAGAUGGGUUGAUGAAAGAUGCACUGCUCGAUGCAGUUGUCUUAAUGGAGCAGUGGGAUGCGUUGAUCUCUGUCCACCCGUCUACGUCAAGUGUGGCCCUGGUGAAGUAGAAUCGACAAAACAAGUACCUGCUGGUAAAGAGGGAAGAUGCUUCUGCAGAGUACCUGUUUGUGUGAAGAAAGGUGACGUAGAAUAAAGAAAAGAAGGUUCAAGAAAUAUAUUAAACRAGAAAGAAAGAUUUCAGGUGAAAAAAAGAAUAUGAAUAAUAAUGUUAUACCGUUAAUUAUGCAUUUCAACGAUUUAUAGCCUUCAGUUUAUGUACUGAUGGAAAAAUGAAUGCAGCGGUUUUGAUGAAAAAUAUAUUGAAUAAAACGAUUUAAAUGUUGAAUUGCCCAACUACGUCAGAUACCAGCUGUAACAAACCACGUAAAACAAUAAARAUUUUGCACUUCA
This is a messenger RNA of Actinia tenebrosa (Australian red waratah sea anemone), 1349 nucleotides long. Its product is annotated as CCN family member 2. Gene Ontology annotation, biological process: cell adhesion; positive regulation of cell differentiation. NCBI's taxonomy places the organism in Eukaryota, Metazoa, Cnidaria, Anthozoa, Actiniaria, Actiniidae. Gene Ontology annotation, molecular function: integrin binding. The record is from RefSeq and is a predicted model, not a curated record.